AUGUGCCAAAACCAAAAAGAUGUUGGUUGGUUUUCAUGUUAUUACUUUGAUUUUGUAACUUGUAGACUUCGGACAAGUCAUCACUUUAAAUGUCCUCUGUGCAAAUCGAUGUUGAAAGAUCCAGUGUCCAUCUCAUGUGGACACAAUUACUGCAGAGGAUGUAUUAAUGAAUUCUGGGACAAUCGUGUUGGAGAUUAUGUCUGUCCACAAUGUGGUAACUCAUCAGAAACCCGUCCGGUGCUGAACACAAACGCAGCUCUAGAUGAGGUGGUUAAAAGCCUGGAGCAAGCAGGCUUCAGUCCAGUACUUCCUCCACAAUCCUAUGCUGGACCGGAAGAUGUGGCCUGUGAUUACUGCACUGAGGAGAAAUUGAAAGCUGUAAAGUGUUGUUUAACCUGUGUCAUGUCCCUCUGUGAGACUCACGUCAAGUCACAUUACACAAUAGCUGCACUACAGAAACACACAUUGUCAGAUGUGACUGGAGACAUGAAGACAGGACCCUCAGAGCACCAGAACACAGAUAACAGCUUCAGCAGCACUGGACAACAGGAUCAGACCGAUAAAACUCAAGACAUUAUAGAGGAGGAAGUCGGGAGUAUUUCAGAAUCUACAUUAAAUGUUUGCACAUCAGAUAUGGAAGUUAAUAAAGACACUGAUGUUAGAAGUCUUGCCCUCUUGUGCUCUAAACUACAGCAAGAUGUUGCAGGGCUUAAAAAAAGCCUCUCAAAUUUAAAUGAGAAAAAUACAAAGAAAGAAAGAUAUUUUGAGGAGGAUGAAGCGUAUAAUGGAGAGGAAGAGGAAGAUGAUGAUGAUGAUGAUGAUGAUGAUGAAGAAUACAAUGAGAAAGAUUUUGAUGAGGAAUUAGAUGGGGAUGAAGAUUCUUUUAAUGGUGCAGAGGGGUACACAGAUGAGGAGGAGGAGAAGGAAGAUAGUUACGACAGUGAAGAAGACAACAUAGAGGAUUAUAUUGAAGACUAUGAUGGUGUGGACUACGAAUACUCUGAAGACUGUGACGAUGAGGAAGCUAGUACUGAGGAUGAGGAUUAUGAUGAGUACUGUUAAAUGUCAGUGAACUAUUAAGAUCGUUAUACACUCUGUGCAUUUUUAUAGCUGCUAAGACAUUUUAUUCUCAAAUUGAUGUAUUGGAGGAUAGUUUAAUAUGUCCUAUUUUUGAGCUUUUGAAUAAAACAGUGGGCAGUGAGUGUUCUCCACUGAUGUUCAGUGAUCCACCU
Messenger RNA from Carassius carassius (crucian carp), 1232 nucleotides. RefSeq names its product E3 ubiquitin/ISG15 ligase TRIM25-like. Bases 1 to 1062 code for a protein of 353 amino acids. The record is from RefSeq and is a predicted model, not a curated record. NCBI's taxonomy places the organism in Eukaryota, Metazoa, Chordata, Actinopteri, Cypriniformes, Cyprinidae. The transcript is spliced from 2 exons.